UGCAAGUAGGAAGAGAGAGCAGCUGCACUGGACCCCUGGGAAAGAUCCACUCAGCUCUCCCAAAGGUAGAGAGGCUGGGUGGAUAUAAAAAAAAAAAAAUUGUGAGUGUGUGAGAAAAUGUGUGUGAAUGUUUGUAUGUGUGUGUGUCUCUGUCAAUGUUUGUCAGUGUGUUUGUGUCUGUGUGUUUGUGUGCGUCUGUUUAGGUACCUGCCCCCUUCUGAUUACAUGAGAGAGGUGUUUUUAUUCACAUUUUCCCCACACAGUGCCGGUUUAGCCGCGGCUUGUCACGCCUCCAUGGCUGAGAUCAAUAGUCUUUAUGAUCUCAGCUAAGCCAAUGCUUUCACAUAGGAAAGCAUUAGGAGGACAUUGAGCAUGAUCUCAAUGGGUAACAUUCAGCACCUCCAUGCAGACCGUGGAGACGCUGAACAUGGGUGCCGCACACUGUGCAGCACUGACACAGGACUCUCUAGUGACCGUCUGAGUAACUGUCACUAGAGGUGUUACUAGGCAGCAAUGUAAAAACUCCCUAUUUUAUGAAAAUGCAGCAUUUAUAUUGAAAAGGCAAUAGGCACCAGAAAAACUAUGCUAAUCUGUAGUGGUUCUGGUGACAAUAGUGUCUCUUUAAGAAUUGUAUAUUGCUCAUUGUAAAUUAAACUUUGUUCGUUUAAAAAAAAAAAAAAAAAAAACUGGCUCCUAGAUUCCAAAAAAAUGUGUCUAGCAAUGCUUUAACCCUGCAUUCAUUUACACAGCAUACACAAACUGUGCUCACAGAUUUAAACAUAGUACAUUACAAGUAGAAAUACGCACAUACAUACAUACACUGACUGGUCACCCGCAACAUUAAAACAAUCUGUCUAAUAUAAUGCUGCCAAAACAAUUCUUAUGCGUUAAGAACAAGUUGAACAUGCCUAGUGGUGUUUAAACAUGUCUUGUGGUGUCCUGCAAGGUACAAGGUGGGACCUCCAUGGAUCGGAUUUGUUGUUCCAGCACAUCCCACAGAUGCUCAGUCGGAGUGAGACACCUUGAACUCUUUUUCAUUUUCCUCAAACCAUUCCUGAACAAUUUUACAGUGUGGCAGGAUGCAUUAUCCUGCUUAAAGAGACUGCCAUAAGGGAACACCAUUGCCAUGAAGUGGUGUAUGUGGUUUGAAACAAUCUCUAGGUAGAAGAUACGUGUCAAAAUAACAUCCACAUGAAUGCCAGGACCCAAGGUUUCCCAGCAGAACAUUGCCCACAGCAUAACACUGCCUUCGCCGGCCUCCUUCUUCCAAUAGUGCAUCCUGCUGCCAUCUCUUCCCCAGUUAAAUAAUGAUGUGACCAGGCAGAAGGCCAGGCAUUCUACUUCCGUUGCUCCAUGGUUCAGUUCUGACUCUCCCGUCCUCUUUGAAGGCACUUGCUGCGGUGUACAUUGUUCAUUAUGGGCACUCGGAAUAGUCUGCAGCAGCAUACCCCCAUUCACAGCACACUCUCAUGCACUGUGUGUUCGGACACCUUUCUAUCAUGGCCAGCAUUAAGUUUUUCAGUAAUUUGAACUACAGUAGCUCUUCUGUGUGAUUGGGCUACACAGAAUAGCCUACUCUUCCCACGUGUAUCAAUUAGUCUUGGUUGCCCAUGACCCUGAUGCCGGUUCACCAGGUGUCCUUUCCUUGCACAACUAAUGUUGUGGCUGAUCAGUAUUUAUACAUAUGAAGUAGUCAAAAUAUUUCUUUUUUUUUUUUUUUAGAUGUUUUAGGCUUGCAAUAUGCAGUUAAUUCAUUCAUUAUACAUAUUUAUAUGCCUUCUUGCUUUAGAACUUUUGUGAUUACAGGCACCUAACAUGUAAAUCUGACCCUUCUCGCAAUGGUGGAACAUGUUCGUUUCUGUUCAUUAUUCUGAAUUCUGUCUGUCCUGCCAAAAAAAAAAAGAGAUGAUUGAUGGCUAAGGGACCAUCAAUUAAUGUUGAUUUUAUAUACAAAUCAAAUGAGAAUUGAGCAAUAGAGUGAAAAAGAAGGAGCUGUAAAAAAAAUCUUAAAUCUUACCUGUUUUCCCCCGCUGGGCUCCCUCGGCGCGGGAAACUAUCCUCAUCCUUUUCGCCGUCAUCGGCUGAAUGCUCAUGUGCACGCGCAUUCAGCCAGUCCAUAGGAAAGCAUUCUCAAUGCUUUCCUAUGGACGCUGGCAUCUUCUCACUGUGAAAAUCACAGUGAGAAGCGCUGAAGCGUCUCUAGCGGCUGUCAGUGAGACAGCCACUAGAGGCUGGAUUAACCAAUAGGUCAACAUAGCAGUUUCUCUGAAACUGCUAUGUUUACAGCAAAAAGGAUUAAACCUAGAUGGACCUGGCACCCAGACCACUUCAUUAAGCUGAAGUGGUCUGGGUGGCUAUAGUGGUCCUUUAACCCCUUAAGGACACAUGACAUGUGUGACAUGUCAUGAUUCCCUUUUAUUCCAGAAGUUUGGUCCUUAAGGGGUUAAGGCUGUUUUCUGGAGUUUUUCCUAUUUACAUCUAUUUAUUCCCUCAUCUGUGCUAAAAUAUUCUUCAUUGCACCUCUUCUGUCAUUUUAUAUUCCUGUUCCAUUUUAGUUCUUUUUUUUAUUUUACAAGUUUGUUGCCACAAUGUAAAAAAAAAAAAAAAAAAGUUGUGAAAGCAUGCUAUUUAUUUCCCACAAACUUUUCCACCACUGUCAGAUUUUUUUUUAGUCAGCUUUCAUGUUCUUCAUUUUUAUUUCAAUGUCAAUACUGCAAUACCCCCUGAAAUGCUCAUAUUGACUGUGUUUUGGAAUUUCACAGACAUUCCAACUCAGUCAAAAGAUAUAUUGAGAAACAGAGGAGACUGCAGUGGGACCUCGGUUUACAAACGCCUCGGUUAACAUAAUUUUCGGUUUGCAAAUGAAAAUCCUUUGAAAAUAAUGCCUCGGUCUACAAAUUUUUUUCGCAAUACAUAGCAAGUUUCCCCAGGAUGCAUUGCACCUGGGAGGUUUAUAGCAUUGCCCCCUGCAUGCUGGAGCCUGUGGGUAGCAUAUGGCGUCGAGUGUGGAGGUGUUGGAGCGGCUUUUGCAUCAAGUUUUGGAUCCAUUCUGGAAAUUGUUUGCAGUUGUUUUUGGACUUUUUGGUGUAUUUCUCAAGCUGUGGAAAGAUUGGGAGCUGAGCUUCAUCGUUUGCAUGCCUUUUACUGUGUGUUUUGCAUUGUGGGUUGGUUUCCAUGCCAGCUCAUUUUGACUUAUUUCUGACCUCCUGAACCGAUUAAUUGUUUUUCAAUAACAAAUGUUUCGCAAUAAGAAACGUCCCGGUGAACGCAUUAAAUUCGUAAACCGAUGUCCCACUGUACUUUCUCUCAGUAUUUCUUAUACAUCUGACACUGGGCAGAGCUACCAGUGAUGGCUGUUAGCUGUAUUUAUGGAGGUUCUUGGGAAGUCCUCCAUAGACAUCAAUGCUGUACUCUUGCACUUAGGAAAUAUUCAAUUUGACUGUGUUGGAAUCUCAUUGAUAUUCCAGCAGGUCAAAAGAUAUACUGAGACAAAGUAGGGAGUCAGUAUUUUUUUCUACGGCUGCAAGAAGUUAACUCUGUCUACUGAGGGUUCUGCACGUGCUAUUCUCAUAUUUGUUGUAAAUCAAUCACCUGUCAGAAAUUCAUGCUUCAUUAUCGUUGGUAACCAACACCUGUCAAUCGAAAUAACUGUCAAUUUCAAGCAUUAUUGCCUGUUCUUGCCUGCUGCGGAAGGACAGCGUUCCUGCUGUAUGUUUACAAAAGAUUAAUAAAAGUUUGAAUGUUCAAUUAAAGUUUACUGAUAUCCUGAGCCCCUUUAUAUAAGAGCACAAUUAUUGAACCGCGGUAUUGCGGAUUGUCCAUAGACCUCAGUGCUGUACUCAGCAUGUGUGAAAGUACAGCAGUGACGUCUGCUUCUGGCGCUUCAGAAGAGGACCAACAGAAGAUGGCGGCGACCAUGAGGGACAGGUUCAGGUAAGUCAAACUCACCUUUACCUGCCCCCCUGGUAACCAAACCUCCAUUGGCAAUGUCACUGUUGGGGUCUUCCCCAAAGGGUGACAAUGCCGCUUUAAAGGACCACUAUAGUGCCAUGAGGGUGCGCCCACCCUCAGGGUCCCCCUCCCGCCCGGCUCUGGAAAGGGGUUAAACUUACCUUUUUCGGGGGGCGGAGUCUGACUGCUGGAGUGGACGGUCGCAUGCUGCCCGAGCUCCGGGCCCAAGACCAGCAAAUCAACAGAAUACCAAGCCAAAACUAUUGACAAAUUGCUCCACUCACCUAAUGGGCACUAGUAAGCAGUCCGGGGACACGGUGCAUGCGGUAAACCCGCCGACGAACAGCUACUCCACGAUGAGGCAACUGCGCGGCCUACGGGAGGCCGAGGCGGGGGGAGACGGCCGCUCUCCUUGCACUCCGGUUGACCGUGGAGCCCAUAUUUGCUCCCACCCUCCCCCCUAUGGACCGGCGGGGGUCAUCCCGGUCCCCCAGAAGGCACAGGCAUGCUCACCCCGUCCUAGCCUGAGGGGCCCUGCAGAAUCGGAUUCCCACACGGAAGGAGCCAAGAUGGCCGCCGGACCGAAACCCAUCUCACCUCAAACCUCCAAGAUGCGGGCCACCCAGAGGGACGGUAUCGCCAGGGCCUUUGAUGACUUCUGGGCCAAAUACCAAGAACUAACUCUACAGAGCGAGGCACAGCGUGCUACCGAAGAACCGAACCACAGCAAUAGAUGGAUUGACAUGAAUCUGGGCCAGGCAGACCCUAAGCAAGCCACGAGGAAACUGGAGGGAAAGUGGAAACACCACAACAGGUGGAGUGCCACCCAGGGCCUGACCCGGUCUCACCCACCAGUCCAACCGCAGCCUACCUCCAAGCGCACUUCUUACAGCACCUCAAGAAAUACACUUAAGGCACAGAGGCCUCUCUCCACACAUAGAUCACGAGACCAUCAGGCCGGUCAUCAUCACCGUCCACCCAAACACCCACCGAGAGACCCGGGGAAAAUGCCACGAUGGAACAAACAUAAGCAGCAGUCUAAACCAGGAUGGGGCCAAACUACAGCAUGGAAAGCAGGGAGGAGAAGGCGGGAAACCCGACGCAAGCCCCUGCGGGUCAGCAACAGCCCACCAGCGGUGAGUCACCUAACUGAAAGGAGACAAACCCAAGGACUAUCCACCCAAACCCCCCCUCCCCGCGCUGUGAUCACAACCCCACCUGGGCAAAGUCACCAUGGCAGAGACCACCAGACUCCCAGGCACAGCCCAGCCCAGUACAACUACCUAAAAGUGCUGUGGCGCGAUGGGGGACCUCCUCAUACUCACCAAACUGCCUUAACAGAGGAUACCAAUCACCAUAAAACCCACUAUCCCCACCAGGGACAACAAGCCCACGACAUGCUCAUCACAAGACAGGGGACUUAUGCAACCAUACCCUCUGAAUACACCUCGGCUGGACACUGGAAGAGCACUGACUGGGAGGACCCCCACCGCCUACUGCUCCGGGCACUAACCCGACGGCUGAUGGGGAUCGGUUAGACCACACAGGCUGGACAUUACGUUACUUAGUACAGACGCAGCACACUAAGCUUAACACAAUAUGUGCACUCAAUUUUUUUUUAAUUUUUUUUUUCUAUACCUGAGCUUAUAUUAUAUGUGAUUGUAUUAUAAUUAUAUAUAAUUAUUAGCGCUAGUGGAAUCUUAACAAUCUAGAAAUCGCUAAACAAAUGUCACUAUACCUUUCACUCAUGCAUAAUAUGCAUUAGAAAUGCCUUAAUCUAUAGUGCUAAAUGUAUGAUCCUUCGCUAUGUCUAUACUCGUAUCUUACCUUUUCUGUUGAGCAGCAUAGAAGAACUCCUAGAUAAGCAACAUUACUAUAUAAAAAUGUGCAGUACUCUUUCAUGCCUAACUAAUGUACCUAUAUGUUAGCAAACUGCUUACCCUAGCUGUUGUGGCAUUGUAAGCCUGAUGUGAUAUAUCCGUGCACAAAUAAAAUAAAAUAAAUAAAAAAAAAAAAAACUUACCUUUUUCCAGCGCUGGGCGGAGAGCUCUCUGCCUCCUCUCCUCCUCCGAUCCGCCCCGUCGGCUGAAUGCGCACGCGCGACAAGAGCUGCGCGCGCAUUCUCAAUGCUUUCCUUUGGAUGCUGGCGUGCUCUCACUGUGAAAAUCACAGUGAGAAGCACGCAAGCGCCUCUAGUGGCUGUCAAUGAGACAGCCACUAGAGGGAAUGGGGGAAGGCUUAACCCAUUGAUAAACAUAGCAGUUUCUCUGAAACUAGAAGGACCUGGCACCCAGACCACUUCAUUAAGCUGAAGUGGUCUGGGUGCCUAGAGUGGUCCUUUAAUAAUGUAAUCAUAUUUUGUGAAUAUAAUCAAUGGCAAAUUUUCUGGGAGAAAAUUAAAUAAUGUAAACGAAUAAAAAGUAUCAAAAAGUCAGAUUAUUGUUUUUACAUACUCAUAAUGCAUUGUUUAUAUGCAUAAAGAAAUUACCAACUCCAACCUUGAAUACCUUUCAAAGUGAUUUUUCUCCUGCAGCCUUUGAAUGCUACAUUCAUGCAAGCACUUUUCUUUUUUCAUAUAUUGUGCAAAGAGCAUGUAGAAGUAAUUUUCUUGUCCACAAUACAAUGAUGGAUCUGGGACAAUCACAUACAAUCAUGUCCUAUUUACCUCCCUCACUGUACAGGUUUGUGUUUGUCCUUUUGCCUUAUUAUAUCUCUAUUUUACACUUUCUCCAUUGUUAUAUCUGGCAAUUUACUAAGCCUUUAGCUCCUAAGUGUACUAUUUGAUAACAAGGUGUGAACUAGCAGAAAUUUCACAAAACUGCUCCAACUGGCCAUCCAUCUAAUACACUAACUACUUGUAAACUGCUAAACAAGGCAAAGACAACCUGCGGCAGCCAUUUUUAUUUUGGGCAAAAUGGGGAGGAAAAAGCCAUCAGUGAAGCUCUAAACCCUUAUAAAACAUAAAUACAAUUGAACGCUAGACUCCCCCGUGUAUCCUCAAACACUCCUCUCCACUUUCAUCCUGCAGAGUGAUUACCACAGGCAGGAUGAGACUAUGAACCAUCCCUUAUCAAUCAUGGCCGCUCCUGCGCUCAGGUAUGUGUACUCCCUGCAGGCUCCCUGGGAGGCGCGCUCCCAGUGCACUGCUUGUCUGGGGACGAGCGGGGCGCGCACCCUGCGCACAACACACACCUGUUGUGACAGAUCAAUGACUACCUGUGUGAGGAGGAGCCUGCCAAAUAGCAACCUGCCUGGCCUAGGACCAGCCUUUAUUAAUAAUACGCUGCCGGAGGGGAUACUUUGUUAUGCGAUAACAAUAUUAACUGAAUCAUCCCAUGGCAUCAGCAGCUUUCAUUAGAUAUAGCUAUCUAUGUAUGGACUGAGAAUAACUGUAUCCCCUUGGAUGUUUGUGAUUAUGAAAUAGUCUGUGUGGCCAAGAAUCUUUAUUGACUGGACUUUGUUGGAGUGUUCCUUUUUGUUAACAGGAUCAGAGCAACUCAUGCCAGGGUCAUCCUCUCUUUACUGAUAGGAGCACAUCUGGAAACAACCAUCUCACCAGGACACCCAUCAUCAUCACUACAGCAUCUCUGAGAUCCAAAGGAGAAGCCCACUUCAAGCGGCUGAAGGAGAAGUAGAGUGCCCUGCCUGCCCACUGAAGGUCCACUUCUCCUCGGAUGGCUCUGGAGGUCCCACAGAUCCCCGAUGACUCCUUGUUCCUGUCUUUCCAGGCACAAUGUGAAUCAAGUGAGGGCUGGGUGUCUUCAUACAGCAAAGGAGGAAUUGGUGUGUGGAUGAAACCCCCCAGUGAUAAGACAUCCCUCAUCCAUACCUGCAAGGUCAGUGAAUUCUGAAAUUACAGUUCUGGAGAGUGGUUAACCUAUGAAUGAAAGUUCCUGUGAAGUGCCUCUGUUAUAACGUGUAUCAAUGAAAUCAAAACCUUUGUGUAGUGCUAACCCCUCUCUAAACAUCAUAACAAGUAUACAGUUUUGUAGUGGUUAUGGUGCCCGAAGGCACUUGGCACUGCCCCAUAGUAACUCAUUAUAUGGUUUUGAACUGGUAGCCAGAGGCACUCAUGAUCUGGACCCCACCUCAGAUAUUAAAUCAAAUUUAUUUAUGCCUUUGUACAAUUUGUUGCUGAAAAACGUCAGUUGGCAUUCUCCGCCAAUGAACAGAAACGAAUCGAUGUAUUUGAUAUGGAAGUGGAACCUGCUUUAGAUAUAGCUGAAGUGGGGGCCAGUGUACUAUGCCUUGGUAACCCUGGUAAGGUUUAAACCUUGCAAAAAAAAAGCGGGCUGACUACUUGCUGUGGCAUGGGGUCAGGGAAUCGCUGGCAUAACACUACAUUUUACUGUAGUGGUUAUGGUGCUAAGAGUAUUUAUUUGAACUGCAGAAAGCCCUCUAGAGGAUGGGUCAAUCCCAUAACAGUAAUUCGGUUGAUAUGCAAUAUAUGAACAUAUCUUGUAACUAAACCACGAUUGUUUUAUAGUGGGGGGUUUUCUAAAACAUUGGGUUUAACCCCUUAAGGACAAAACUUCUGGAAUAAAAGGGAAUCAUGACAUGUCACACGUGUCAUGUGCCCUUAAGGGGUUCAAGCAAUUUGAUGUCAAGUGCACAUUAAAAUAGCAUAUUAAAUGAGUGCAGCCUCUCAUUUCAAUAUUAUUAUUGUGCUGGUCUCGCCAUGUCUUCAUUCACAGUGCCGCCAUUUUGCUGUUUCAAGACUAAAGCUCCUCCUUUGGUCAUCCAACAGGUUAUUCAUAUGGAAAAGUAGUGCCUACCUAUCCUUAUGUAAAACUUUUUAAAUAGCCAUUAUUUAAAAAAAAAAAAAAACUUGCUGCUGGGGGAGUGAUAUAAGAUAUAUAUUUUUUAAAACAAUAAAAUAUUUGCAUGGAGAAUAAACAAAAUACUUGACAGAGCCGUGUUAACAAAAGAGUUUUUGUGAUGCGAGAAAAUCUAAAUAAAUGUAUAAAUCCACACCUUUAUGUCUCCUCUAUAAGCAUUUUCUCAUUUGCAACCAGUGCUUUCGCUGUGCCUGGACUGAACUGGAGUUUUAUAUCAUUUGCUAAAAGUUUAGUAUACAUUUUUAAAAGAAAAUUUUGCAUCAGCUGUAGGUUAUUUUCAAUGUUGUAUUCAGUGGUGUAACUUCCAGAAAAUAAUUGGUUAUAUGUAUAGAAUAUAUACUUGCUAUCUGUUUAAGCAGGUAAAUGAUUUGUGGAAUUAUCGUUCUGUCCUGCAAAACAAGACUAGUGACUUUCUUGUGUCCCUCUUGAGCAUUAAAAGUGUGCUGUUCUUUAUGCUAUUACAAGUGGAAUGUAUAGCUAGAUUGGUAACUGUCAUAAUAAAUAAAUAUACUUUGAAACUUGAACUGAAUUUUACUAAUAUAUUGAUCAAUACUUGUCUGUUAACCUCUCGCCACUGCUUUCCAUUUAAUCCAGAACACAAUGGUGUUUCUAUCCUGUAGAACAUAAUGCAAGAGCAGAGGUCUAAUAAACUAAUAAUAUAAAUCAUCAGACUUGACGUACAACGUUCUUUUGAUAACAUUUGUACUAUAUAAACACAUUUAUUUAUUACUGUGGUCAAAUACAAUGAUCAGCCAUACAUAUAGCAUAGUUAAAGGAACACCAUAGUGUUAAGAAUACAAACCUGCCUUUUUUCCAGUGUCAUGGCUCCCUCUGUGCUGCUCAACUCUCCACCUCUCACAACUUCACUGAGGAGGCGUUGAUUUCCCCAUCUUUGGCCCAAUCCAAUGCUCUCCCUAUAGAAGAGCAUUGGGAACUAGAUGCAUGCGCGGUGAGCGCAUCAAGUGCUUCUCAUAAGAAAGCAUUGAAUUUAGUGUUUUGUUAUGAGUUGCAGUUUCACGUGACCGAGUUUUACUCAUCAAUGCAGCGGAAGCGCCUUCAGCGUCACUUACUUAUAGGUGUGUGUCACGGGAGAUGGGACUCCUCAUACGUAUUCCCUUAAUUAUACUUUGUAUCGUCUAAUGUUUCCCUGCAUUCGAAUGGAAUUGUUCCCUUCUGUUUGGUUAUUGAACCGAUUCUGUGGUGUUCCCUUGUUCGCAAAUCAUGUUUAGGCUUGAUUGGAAGACUGUGUUUGUCUCAUUCUAAAUAUGAUAAAAAAUGUGUGUUAAUCUGUGGAUAGGUAUUAAUGUCUCUCUUAAAGGACCACUAUAGUGCCAGGAAAACAUACUCGUUUUCCUGGCACUAUAGUGCCCUGAGGGUGCCCCCACCCUCAGGGACCCCCUCCCGCCGGCUCUGGAAGGGGGAAAGGGGUUAAAACUUACCUUUUUCCAGCGCUGGGCGGGAGCUCUCCUCCUCCGAUUACUCCCUCCUCCCCCGGCUGAAUGCGCACGCGCGGCAAGAGCUGCGCGCGCAUUCAGCCGGUCACAUAGGAAAGCAUUAUAAUGCUUUCCUAUGGACGCUGGCGUGCUCUCACUGUGAAAAUCACGGUGAGAAGCACGCAAGCGCCUCUAGUGGCUGUCAAUGAGACAGCCACUAGAGGCUUUGGGGGAAGGCUUAACCCAUUAAUAAACAUAGCAGUUUCUCUGAAACUGCUAUGUUUAUUAAAAAAUGGGUUAACCCUAGCUGGACCAGGCACCCAGACCACUUCAUUAAGCUGAAGUGGUCUGGGUGCCUAGAGUGGUCCUUUAAAUAUGAUAUUGAAACACAAGGCUUGUUGAUAUCAAAGGACUCCUUAUCUAAGAGGGAAUCAAGACCUAUGGCAAAUGAGAGAGUUAGUUUAUACUGAAACCAGACUUCCAGGCCACUUAUGUGUGUAUUCUCACACCUUACAGAGGAGCUUACAGAGGAAUUUAGGUUGUAAGCCCUGACAUCCCAUACAAUCAAAUGAACCCCUUUUUGAAAUUGACAAUUCCACCUCUACCAGGCAGCCAGUUCAUAUCUGCACAAACAUAACUUUUGUUUUACCGAACCGAUCUGAGCGAUUUUAGGAUAUGUUGUGCACUCAGAUCGGGGCUAUUCAGAAAUAUAUUUUUUGUGGGGUUUCAAUGCUGUUGUCAUUUAUUUUUGUGAUAUUUAAAAAUUGUAUGUAAGUUUUCCUAUUUGAGAGAUAAUUUGAUUAGCUUAAUUGCAGCUCCGUUAUCUCUUAAACACAAUGGCUUGUGGGAAGGAAAUCCAUGUGAUUUUGUAUUGGAAACCCCAUACUAGGGGCACUGCAUAAGAAGCCGAGUGUAGCAUAAUAAAGUUCAGAUUGCUGCUUUUACCCAGUACGACUGGUUGCAUCCAGUAUAUUGGGGAAACUCUACACAAAGGGAAUACUUUCACUAUAUUCAGCACAUCUGGAAUUAGGACUAGUGGAGGAUUGAAGGAAUAACCACAAUAGACUCACAAACCCUUGACAGUGUGUUUAACCCUGCAGUGGAAAAAUUGCAAUUUCUAUUAAACUGGAAUGUUUUACAUUUAAUGGUUAACGUGACAGGAACACUGUACUCAGAACACUUCUUUCACAUGAAGUGGUCUUGGUGACUUUAAUAGUCCUUUUAAAGGAACUCUCCAGGCACAUUAAAGCACUUAAAGGACCACUCUAGGCACCCAGACCACUUCAGCUUAAUGAAGUGGUCUGGGUGCCAGGUCCUUCUAGGGUUAACCCAUUUUUUCAUAAUUAUAGCAGUUUCAGAGAAACUGCUAUAAUUAUGAAUGGGUUAAGCCUUCCCCUAAUCCUCUAGUGGCUGUCUCAUUGACAGCCACUAGAGGCGCUUGCGUGCUUCUCACUGUGAUUUUCACAGUGAGAGCACGCAAGCGUCCAUAGGAAAACAUUGUAAAUGCUUUCCUAUGCGACGGGCUGAAUGCGCGCGCAGCUCUUGCCGCGCGUGCGCAUUCAGCCGGCGGGGAGGAUCGGAGGCGGAGAGGAGGAGGAGAGCUCUCCGCCCAGCGCUGGAAAAAGGUAAGUUUAAACCCCUUUCCCCCUUCCAGAGCCGGGCGGGAGGGGGACCCUGAGGGUGGGGGCACCCUCAGGGCACUAUAGUGCCAGGAAAACGAGUGUUUUCCUGGCACUAUAGUGGUCCUUUAAAUUUGCAGAAUGUGUUUGUAGUCUUUCAUAUUUGUGACAGUUUAUAAGAGUGCUGAUUUUAAUGUUUUAUUCAGGCUAUAUCUACUAAAUUGUUUAAAAAAAUAAAAAAAAUUAAUGGUAUACCAAACAUGCUGAUAUCUUUCAUGUAAUCUGUCAUAUCAAAUAUCAUUGAUAGGACACAAAAAUAAUGUUUCAGCCAAGUGUAAUAUGCAUUUUAAAAAUAAUUUUGGGGUUUGACAGUUUCCGCAUUUGAAACUGACAUAUCAGACCUUCAGAAUACUCAUUCCCAAAUAUAGUAGGCUUUCUUGUCCAAACAUUACUAAGGUGAAUUGUUUCCUAAAAAUGAGAACAUAUAGCUAACAACUAUCUCCCUUCAGGGUUGUAUGACGUUCCCAGAUGUGUCAGCUGAUACAGUCUACGAUGUUCUCCAUGACAUAGAAUAUCGCAAGAAGUGGGAUGUAAAUGUGAUUGAGACGCGUGAUAUUGCACUGCUCUCGGCCAAUGCUGAUGUGGGAUAUUACUCAUGUAAGUAAAUAUCAUCAUAAUCAAUUUUUAACAAGGUCAAAAUGAGUGUUUUAAUUAGGAUGAUAUUAAUGUUAAAAGCGCAAGUAUUCACCAUGUAUUACUUUCUUUCGUGUAAAAUUAUGAUUGUUUUAAUAGGGAAAUGCCCCAAACCACUCAAAAAUCGUGAUGUGGUAACUCUACGUUCAUGGCUUCUCCUGGAUGACUGUUACAUGAUUAUUAACUUCUCUGUCAAGCACAGUGUAAGUUUAUCUUUCUACCAGUACAUAUUCUUUUGUAUUUUAUUUUCAAAUUGAUUGAGAUACAAGCCAUAACUAAUGUUGAGAGGGCCCUGGUGCAAGAAUUUUUUUUCCGGUCCCUCUGUUGUGCAAAUGUGGCCAAAAGGUAGAUCCUCAUCUGUCUCCCAAGAUGCUUUGCAAGCUGGAGAUUUUCCUUUUGCCCAUCCUUACAGGGUUGUAUUUGUGAGCAGCGUUUCUGUGUUUGAAUGUAGGCAAGUUUUUGUAUGGAAUAUCUGUGUUUGAAUGUAGGGUUGUAUUUGUGUGUAGUAAAUGCAGUUGUGUUUGUAUGCAGUGGCAUGUUUGUAUGUAUGUUGGUGUUUGAAUGCAGGGGUGUGUUUGUAUAUAAUGAUGGCAUUUGAAUGCAGGUGUUUAUUAGCCUCUUUUGAAAUGCCAAAACACGAUACAUCCGACCAGGCCCUUGACCAGACAUACCCAUCAGGUGGCCCUAAGUAUAUGGGCCACACAAUGGGCACCAUAACUUGAGGACCUUGGCACAGGGCCCCCUUUGGCAUGCAGUCACACUUGUAACCCUGGGUGUUCUGCCACUGGAUACAUGCAAUAUAUAUCUGUUCUUAUGGCAGCAUGUAUGUGUGUAUAAAGAGCACCAGUGGAACAAAUUGUGUUUUUAUUUGUGUGGGUGGGUUUUUUAAAUUAAAUUUUUUAAAGUGAUGUGUCAUUAACAUUAAUUGAAAAGUGCUUAGGGUUGUUGGAAGUUUAAGAUAAAAAAAAAAAAAAAAAAGUGAGGAAUACUUUGAGAGAACAACUGAAAGGGAACACAGAGCAUUCUGGGUAAGUGCAACAUUAAAAAUAAACGCCCAGACUAAUACAAGCUAAGCAAAAUAAUACCAGUUGUGCUCGUGGAAAUUUCCCUGAACAUAGACAAGCAGAGCACAGCAGAGCAGGAACUCCCUGAAAUCUAUGUUCUGGGGAAAUUCCCCGAACAUAGAUCAGCUUUCUAUCAUGGGGAAUCCUUUGAAUCUCCACGCUAGAGAGCUGGUCGUAAGUGUGAGCAGUCGUAAAGUGAGGACCACCUGUAUUGUGAAUUCAUUGACAGGUUUGGUGUUGUUAUAAAGGCAUUCAUAGAACAUGUUAUGGUUUAAGGUUGUAUAGGGCUGAGCUGACCAAAGCUUCAUAGAGUUUGGUGUAGGAAUUAAAAAUAGUUUUCCAAUUUUGCUUUUAGACUUGGAUUGUCAGUUACAUCAAAAUUGGUAGCUGGGUGUUGAAUGUCAAAUGUUAAAGUUUUAGUGAAGGAAGAGGUCUUAAAAACCCAAACAAAAUAAUGGUAAUAUUGGUACUAAUAAUUAAUUUCUGUUAUAUUUUGUAGCAGUUUAUGCUGUUUCAGCCUUCAGGUACUUUUAUUCUGUAAACUCGAUUGCAUAAUCAGUUGUACACUACUGUUUUUUUUUUUUUGUUUAGUUUUUUUAUAAUUCUUUAUAUUUGCAGUGCAUAGGUUAAAGGGACACUCCAGGCACCCAGACCACUUCUGCCUAUUGGAGUGGUCUGAGUGCCAACUCCCACUACCCUUAACCCUGCAAGUGUAAUUAUUGCAGUUUUUUAUAAACUGCAAUAAUUACCUUGCAGGGUUAACUCCACCUCUAUUGGCUGUCUACUAGACGCCAGUAGAGGGCACUUCCUGCCCUAUAGCACAGAAAACCUGUGCUAGAGCGUCGCUGGACGUCCUCACGCUGUGUGAGGACCUCCAGCGUCGUUCAAUUCCCCAUAGGAAAGCAUUGAAAAGCAUUUGACUUGCACAGCCUUCCUAAACACCUCCUGUAAAGAGUCAUCUAAUGUUUAUACUUCCUUUAUUGCAAAUUAUGUUUAAUUUAAAAAUUCUUAUCCACCGCACUGUUAAUAGCUUGCUAGACCCUGCAAGAGCCUCCUGUGUGUGAUUCAAUUUUAAAGUUCAAUUUUGGGAGCAUGAGAUAUAAACUUUCGAAGUAAGUUACAUCUGAUAGAAACUGAAACCAUUUUUUGUUUUCAUCCAGGCUGUGUGAGUCACAGCCGGGGAGGUGUGGCUAUGGCUGCAUGGACAGAAACAAAAGUGAUUUAACUUCUAAAUGGCAGUGAAUUGAGCAGUGAAACUUCAGAGGCAUGAUCCAUACACCAAAACUGCUUCAUUAAGCUAAAGUUGUUUUGGUGACUAUAGUGUUCCUUUAACAAGCGGUGAAAUUCUUAAAUGGAAAAAAAUACAAUGUGGUUGAAAGCAAGAUUGUUAGAAAAUAUCAGAGAUACAGCACUGUUUUUUGUUUUUUUAUAUAACAGAAAAAAAUAAAGGCAGGCUAGGCAACCUGUCCAAUCACAUAGCAUAAAGAAAACCUCUAGUCAUAGAACGUAUGGUUAGACAUGGUGAUUGCUCACAGGUACUUUAGAGUGUACGAUUGGCAUGAAGUUAAAGCCAUUGCUAGUCACGGCAGGCUAGCUGGGACAUGGGAUAGAUUGCUGAUCAUUCGCCACCACAGCAUGAACAGAAGGUGCCGGGAUAACCCCUACUAGCUGGGGGGAGGGGAGAAUGCGAGAUUAGUUUGCAGCAACUCCUCAGAUGGCUACUUGAGGUGCUUCCUGGGGCAGUGCUGUACAGUGUCUCUACAUUCAUAGAGUAAUUGAUUUGAUCUCUAUAAGAUGAUGUUGAUUGGAUGUUGAUUACAACCCUCUGAUAUUACCUGGUUAUGUGUUGUUCUGCAGUCGUACCCUCCUCGCAAAGAUUUGGUUCGAGCCGUCUCUCUACUUGCUGGUUACCUAAUUAAAAUAACUGGACCCAACAGCUGCAUACUCACUUACCUCGCACAGGUGGAUCCCAGAGGUAAGGGCAGUACAGAGCUAUCCACAUGGGAUAGCUAUAAAAAUAUGUGAAAGAUCAACUAAAGCUAUAUUUUUUGUUUACUUCAUUGUACAGUACAGGUACACACUAAUCCUAACUGGACACUCUAAAGUUAAAAGGAUCUGCUCUUCUGAAGUAUUUACCAAUGAAAUUUAACAGUAAAUUCCUUUAGCUAGAAUCCGUAAAAAAAAUUCUUUUCACACAUAAGUAAAAAUGAUAUUUAUGCACACUGAGUAAAAUAUGUGCAAUAAUUGUAAUGUAGUUUCUAAAAAGAUAAUCAUUGCAAAUGUCUGCUGUAGUGUUUUAUUUUUAGUUUGGAACAGAUUCUAGCUUCCCGUACUUUUAAAUCAGUUACAGAUUUGCACUGUUACAAAUUUGCUGUGUGUGCUGUGUCUAUUCGAUUAUAAACUCCUGCUAACAGUGUGUGCUAAUCAUUUUGUGCUUGGAUUUAUAAAGUUAUUAAACAAGAGAGUGCAUAUAAAAUGUAUAAAGUAUUUUGGUGAUCUUUGUUUUUCAGGUUCAUUACCAAAGUGGGUAGUGAAUAAGUCUUCACAAUUUUUGGCUCCGAAAGUAAGUGCUCUGUUUCACAUCCUUUAUAACCAUAUUCUUCAGUUCUAUCCUUAGCAACUGGGCCAGGAUUUCAUAAUAUACCUGCUCUGAGCACAAGUGAGUUAAUGAGUAACUCUCAUCUUCACAGACACUUGUGCACCAGUAAGGAUAUCCUCCAAUCCUGUGUUUUGGUACAUCCCAGCUUUGCAUUACACUACACUAUACAUGAGUCAUUCUUAUUCUGUUCUGUCCCUCUGCUUUAUCUUAGAUCCUACGAAAAAUGCACAAGGCCUGUGUCCAAUAUCCUGCCUGGAAGAAGAAGAAUCGACCUGAAUUUAAGCCAUGGCUAAAUCCAGAACAAAACACAUUGCCUCGGAUGUCUUUGAACGAGCUGUCACUGCAAAGAACGGAGUCCCUGGAGCAGGUGGAUGAAAGUCGGCUAUGUGAAGUGACUGAGGAGAAAGACAACAGUGAUGAUGAUGAGAAAGUCAGGGGUAAAGACUAACGGCUUGCAUUAAGUGAGAGAUAUCACUUACUUUUACAGCCAUUUCUUAGCGUUGGGUUUUACUCACCCUUGUGUCAUCGUUAAAUAUCCUAAACAAAAUAACAAACAUUUCAUGCAGCUUACUGAGAAUUGCUACUGGACAUUUGUUCCUGAUAAGAUGUCAUCUGCACAGUUCAGGUUCAAAGGUGGUGAAUAGAUACUGACCAAGGGUAGGUUUUUUUUUUUUUUUUUUUUUUUUACCUCAAAUGGGUAUGUGCCUUAAACACGAUUGUUUUGUUAAUUAAUAAAUUAAAUCUUAUGUUUCUACUUGUUUUAUAUCGGGAAUAAACUAUUUACUUUAUAUACGUUUGAAAAUCCAGAAUCAGCCCUGGUCACAGAUGAAGCCUUAAAGUGACAAGAUAGAGCAAAGAAAAUUUGCCCAGGUUUGUGGUUAAGACUGUCUUUUUAAAUGUGAUCAAUCUGAUAUGGUUAUGGAAAUGGUCUCUCUAAAAUGGUACACUUGAACAGAAAAGAGGUAUCAUAUGUAUCUUUCUAAAGGGCAAACUAUGAAGAUUUUUCUCAUCUGAUCAUCUUUCAGAGACAUAAUGAUACAUACAUACGUGCAACUUACAUCUGCAUAGUGUUCUGUUUCAAACUAGGGAUAAAAUAAGUGGCUCACAUAGUCAAAACUUGUUCCAGAUUUUUCCAUUCAAAAUAAAUGGUAAAAGUUGGAGAGUAUUCAUUACAUCCUUACAAAAUGUGUAUGCCCACGUCGAUAUUUUCGUUGUACAUAUCCAUUUGCUACUUUCUUAUGGCCCUCUGUUUCUUCCCCAGCCCAGACUUUCUGUAGCUGAGAAUUCUUUGCAAGGCAGGUGCUCCGAGC
Pelobates cultripes (western spadefoot toad) is the source of this 17507-nucleotide messenger RNA. The record is from the annotation of a GenBank genome assembly. Lineage: Eukaryota; Metazoa; Chordata; Amphibia; Anura; Pelobatidae.